Messenger RNA from Prorocentrum cordatum, 381 nucleotides. The record is from the annotation of a GenBank genome assembly. NCBI's taxonomy places the organism in Eukaryota, Dinophyceae, Prorocentrales, Prorocentraceae.
AUGUUGUCUUCCACACCUUUGGCCCCGCUGAUGGUUGGCAGCCGUGUGGGCCUCAAGUGCUGCAACCGUCAGGCGAAGCAGAAAACGCGGCAUAAAUAUAUACUUUCGCAUGCUUAUGCAGAUGUUCUUCCUGUAGUCAGGACUCCGGGCAGCAUGAGUCGCCAGCUCGCGCUGUGGCUGCAUGGCCAGGGAGCUCUCGCCUGGCCAGCGGACGAGACGACCGCCUGCCGGGCAAGCGCUUCUGCUCGGGCUCGCGCGAGGUCGUCCCAGAGGCCUGCCGGGGAUAUUUCUCCUGUCGUGCUGGAGCUUCGGGGCAGGUUGCAGCCCCGUGCAGGCAAGGUGCAAACCCGUGCAAUCGAAAGGGUUCGACGCAAGACAUGA